AUGGAUGCAGCCGGAUACAUUGACAACCACCCCGGCGAAUUCGAGUCUCCUAUUCAAACUGCAAAACAAAAUAGCAGCAACAGGACUCGAACCCUCGACCAUCUGCUUCGUAGUCCGCUGCGUUGCCACUGCGCCACCGCCACACUGAUGCCUUACUCUAGCGCCUCGCUCAUCACUGGGUUCACCAGCUGCGCCGGAGGAAAAUGGCCUUGUAACUCGCCCCACAAAACCGCUCGGCACCUAGCGAAAGUUGCCAAGAAAAAACUGGCAGAUGCUGAGCGAGCUCUUGUCUUGGAGCAGUCCAAAGUGAGCACAUUAGAAGAUAAAGUGAAUGAGCAACAACAACAGCUAUCUGCGUAUCAAGUUGAUAUUGAUAUGGUCACGGAGCAGCACAGGAACAUGAUCUUAGCUAGAGACGAAGAAAUUAAGAAAUUGAGGACUGAACUGGAGCGUUCUCAGCUUGGUUCAACAUCUUCUGAUAUCGAUACGGGUAAUGUAGAACAGACUAUACUGGACUUACGGAAAGAGAUUGCUCAUUGGAAGUCACUUGUUGAAGCGGACUCAAGCAAGGUAUCGCCUAAGGAAAUGGAGGAACGGCUGGCAUCAGAACGGAGACGAAAAGAGGAAGAGAUAGCUUCCUUGGUAGAAAUGCAUACUCGGAAUAUGAAUGAAAUGAGAGAGAUGUAUGAAGAGCGAAUAUGCGCAUUAGAAGGUAAAGCAUCUUCAUCAACCAGCAACACAUCCUUGCUGGACGCAGUCUUGCUUGAGAAGGAAGAGCUGUUAGAAACUAAGAGGAAACUUGAAGAAAUGGUUAAGCAACGCGAAAGCGCUUGCCCUUCAACAGCUGACGCAUCGGUCACUGCAGCAGAUGAUCGACUUGUCGUACUCGAUUUCGUUGAGAGAUCAGGCAAUAGCAAUGACGUUUCUGACUUGGAAGAAAAGCUACGAGAAGCACAGUCUAUGAUAGACCAUCUACAAGCGAGUACAUCAGAGAUGGAAGCUAAAGUCGCUGAAGCAGAAAACUUGAAAAUCCAGCACAAAGAGCUUGCACAGGCAUACAAUGAUCUGAACGAGGAGUUUGAAAAAUACAAGGAGGCUACUGCUGCAAAUACACAAGACAAUAACAACCAGGAUCUAACACGACGAAUAGAUCUUCUGAAAGCGAACCUUAUCGAGUACGAGGAGCGCUAUGAAAUGUGCAAACGAGAGAAUUUGGAGACUGUAGCCCAGCUUGAACGUCUUUCUGGCGAAUUCGAACGUCUGAAGACAGGAUUUGCUGACGUGCGCGACCAGAAGGACUCAGAUAUGUCUGUAGAAGUGGAGCGGUUACGAAUGGCAUUGGAUCAAGCGAAGCAAGAUCGAGACCGACUUCGUGCUGACGUUGAUAAGUUCCGCACUACCAUAGAAGGUAUAGACACUGAGCUCGAUGCGCUCCGUGUAUCAAACCAACGUCUUUCUCAAGAAAAUGAAAGAAUGGCUGCGAUAAUAGAUCGCUACAAUGCCGUGCUCGAGAGCUCAGCUGCGCAGGACUUCAUGAACGAGCACUCUUCAAAUUCUCAACAGUUGUCUGACCAGCAGUCGACUGCUUUUGAAAAUCUAAAUAGAGAGCUUCGUGAGGAAAUUAUUAUGCUCCAGGAAAGGAACAGGUUGCUUUCGGAAGAGUCGAGACUACUAUCGGAAGUUAAUGCUCACAUGAAGAAACAAGAAGAGACUGAUUCUAAACGAACACAAUUGUUGGAGGAAAAAAUCUCGCUUUUGGAGGAACACAGAGAAGAACUUCAGACAUCACUGCGCGAUUUGCAAGAAAGAGCUGACCGAAAAGAGGCGGAUCAGCGAAAGUCGAACAGUGAUGAGGUGACCGCGCUUACCGACCAACUUCGUGAAGCGCUCGCUGCGAAUGCGGAGAAGACUGAGGAGUGUGAGAAACUUAGGCAACAAACUGACGAUUUGGAAAAGGAAGUUACUGUGCGGCAGUCGUGUAUAGAUGAGAUGAUUGCGCAAACAAACGUCUUGCAAGUACAGCUGCAACUAGCCGCAGAAAACAACAUGCACCUCAAACAACAAAUUUUGGAGAAGGAUCGAUCAUUAAGCACGCUAAACGAUGAAGUGAAUCGGAAGCAGCCGGAGGAAUCCACAUUAACGGACGAAGCGAACAAAGAAUCUGGAAACGAUGGAGUAGAGGAGAGGCAAGCUUCUCCCAGCAAGAUCGAAGUAGUUAUAACGUCUGAGGAUGCCGGUCGUUUGGAAGAAGAACUCAAGCUUUUGAAACAGUCUUUCGCCGAGUUGGAAGGAAAACUUAAGGAAAGAGAUGAAGUGGUUGAAACACUGACACAACAGAAUGCGCAGCUUCGACAGUCUUAUGCAGAAUUAGAAGCGCAACUCAAGGAAAGAAAUGGGGUGGUUGAGACUCUGGCCCAACAGAAUGAACAGCUCCGACAGGUGAUCACACAAAAACAUUCGGAAAGUGUCGAUUACUACACCCGAUUAGAGGCAGCUUUGGCUCAGGUGGCUGCAUUAGAGCAGAAAUUAACAAGUAAUGAACAACAAUCUGCACAAGCAAUAGCGAGUGAGCAGAGCUCCCGCGAAAAAAUGUCUCGUGAACUACAGCGGCUCAAAGAGCACCUACUUCUUAUCGAAGAAACUUCGACAACAGAAGCUGUGGAAGCUGAGAAAAGAGAGACUGAACUGAGAGAACAGAUUAGACUUUUGCAAAGUUCCGUAAACGCUGCUGAUUCUGAAUCAGCUAGAUCAGCGGAAAACAUGAAGGCUGAACUCUCGUCGCUACAAGAACGGGUCGUAGUUGCGGAAGAGUCUGCUGAAGAUUGGAAAUCACGAUUUGAGACCGAGAAGCGCUUACGAGCGGAAACUAACGAGGCUCUGACGAGUUUGCAGGUAGUUGUGAGAGAACUCUCAACGGACCAUGAACGAGAAACAGCUGAUGCGUCACACAGAAACAUGGAGCUUCAGCGCAAAAUUGAGGAGCUAACAGCCGUUGUCGAAAACACGCGUGCUGAGAUGGAACGCCUCUCCUUGGAUAAACAAACAAUGGAGGAUCUGCUAGAGUCGGCCAAGAGUACAAUCAAUAGCCGUCAAAAGAUUGUUGAGGAUUUGGAAGUACAAUUAGAAGAACUACGAGCAUCGUCACGGCUUUCGACGGAAAGUUAUCGUAUCGACGAUGCUACAUUGCGCCAAUUAUUUUUGAGUUAUUUCACUGCUCCAGUAGACAAACGUGCUGAUAUUGCGCUCCUUUUGGCAAGCAUUUUGGAAUAUCCACCAGAGGACAUGGAAAAGGUUCGUCAUGCAGUCAGUGGCAGAACUCCAAGCAAAAAACGACAGAGUGGUGGUAUUUCACUGGCUGAACAGUUUAUUCGUUUCUUGGAGAACGAAUCCGAAUCGGCCAGUACAGCUCCUCACCUACCCGUUGCACCCAGGGAAUCAACACCUGGGCCAUCAAUAACCCCUCCAACGCUAAAUCCUACGCCUUCACAACCAAAUAAUACAACAGGUGGGGUGACGAUACUCGUCUAG
Cylicocyclus nassatus is the source of this 3528-nucleotide messenger RNA. The record is from the annotation of a GenBank genome assembly. NCBI's taxonomy places the organism in Eukaryota, Metazoa, Nematoda, Chromadorea, Rhabditida, Strongylidae.